CAACCUCCUUCAAAAAGUAAAGCUUUGAAUGUGGAGGGACUGGGGGGGCUGCGACUUCCAAUUGGGUUAUUGGCACGGAGGACACAUGGCUGGAGCCUUCAUUUAUUUGCCUUUCAUUAAUACUUAUUUAGGCGCAUCUCAUUGGUUCCAACAAAAGUAAGAAGGAAAAAGUGAGGAGCUGCUACUUUUCCCCCUGCACUAAACAUGCCUCUAGAUCCACGCUGAACUAUGGGGGUCUCCUGUCCAUUUGCACUGGGGGAACUUUGUAAAGAGACUUAAGGUGAGUUAGAAAGAUGGAUUCAGGUGAGUCGUGAGUAUCAUGUUAUGACAACCUGUCUGGCUCAUCCUUCUCACAGGACUCAGUGGCCAAGGUGGAGUAGCCUGACGAUGGUCACACUUCGCUGGAGUUGCUUUCAUCGCUGCCCUUGUCCAUCGUCCCUCUUUGCAGCCAUGAAUCGACAGGCUGCCCAGCUGUCUUACCACUAUAAAUCGUUCUGUGGGGACUAUGAGAGGGUGGAGACUGCUCUUGAAAGACUGGAAGCCAGCGGCUACUACUGGAGCACCUUGUCUGGCACAGAAGCCAAAAAGCUCCUAUCUGACCAGCCUGUGGGAUCCUUCCUCAUUCGUGACUCUUCCGAUCAUCACCAUCUUUUCACCCUCAGCCUUCGCACGUCUGCUGGUAUCACAAACCUGCGCAUUAAGCUCGAGGGUCCUUCCUUCUAUCUGGAGACAGUGGCCGGGGCAGAGACUUCUCACAUGUUUCCUUGUGUGGUCAAACUGGUGGAGCAUUAUAUGCGUCUGACAGCGGCAGGAGAAUCUGACUCCAACUUGUGCUACGUUGAAGGGAGCGACCAACCCGUUCCUCUCAUGCUCACACAGCCGCUGAAUUGCAAAGUGGUUUCCCUUCAGUAUUUAUGUAAAAGGACAGUGGUAGCCAACAUGCCACCUGAAGCUUCUUCUUCAGGAGAAAACAUGGAGGAGCUACCGGUGUCUAAAAUGCUCAGAAACGCCUUUAGAAACUAGAUAGACCCGUGCAUUUUUUUUAAGGAGGAACAUUAAUUAAGGAACUUCUAGUUCAGAAGAUGCCGAUUCAUUUAUCUAAUCACAAUUUAAAAUUAAAUGAAGUUGUUUUUUUUGUUUCUUCUUCUGAACACAGAAUACUCAACAGAAGGAAAGGACCCGUAUAAUUACCCGCCUGAACCUCAGAAUACUGAACAAAAACUUUCCAAGAGUUUUCUAAUGUUGCGAAGAACCGUAGUGAAUUUAUUUCCUUGUACGUAAUUAUGAAUUUUGUGGAAACACUAGCGGUAUUUUACGGCGUUUCUUAGUAGUAUUAAUGGAUAAGUGUUUCUCAGCCGGUAGGAUAAAGAAAUCAUGACUGUGACAUAACUGAAAAUAAGCUUAUAGGGAAACGAGCAGCAGAAGGCUCACAUUUUUAAGUUGGCUGGACAACAGCUCAGCUUUAAGAUAUUCAACCAACUGGCCUUUGGGCUGAUCAGUGUUCAGUGUCGGACUGGGAUACCAGGGGACCACCACAAAGUCUUAGGCUGAGGGCCCACUUUCCAAACUAUUAUACCUCCUCUCCUCAACCUCUUUAUUCUCCAAGUCUCGUUUCAUACUUUACUC
Molecule: messenger RNA, 1626 nt
Organism: Xenopus laevis (African clawed frog)
Lineage: Eukaryota; Metazoa; Chordata; Amphibia; Anura; Pipidae
Gene: socs3l.L
Product: suppressor of cytokine signaling 3-Like L homeolog
Exons: 2
Coding region: 325-1023 (232 amino acids)
Biological process (GO): protein ubiquitination; phosphatidylinositol phosphate biosynthetic process
Cellular component (GO): phosphatidylinositol 3-kinase complex
Molecular function (GO): 1-phosphatidylinositol-3-kinase regulator activity
Source: RefSeq, a predicted model, not a curated record